This is a messenger RNA of Synchiropus splendidus (mandarinfish), 1577 nucleotides long. It is a transcript of the gene fdps, whose product is annotated as farnesyl diphosphate synthase (farnesyl pyrophosphate synthetase, dimethylallyltranstransferase, geranyltranstransferase). The transcript has 10 exons. Gene Ontology annotation, molecular function: (2E,6E)-farnesyl diphosphate synthase activity; dimethylallyltranstransferase activity. NCBI's taxonomy places the organism in Eukaryota, Metazoa, Chordata, Actinopteri, Syngnathiformes, Callionymidae. Bases 156 to 1226 code for a protein of 356 amino acids. Gene Ontology annotation, cellular component: cytoplasm. The record is from RefSeq and is a predicted model, not a curated record. Gene Ontology annotation, biological process: trans, trans-farnesyl diphosphate biosynthetic process.
AUAAAACGAACUGCAUCGCAGCUAAGAACUACAAUCUCACAUCCUGGUAUCGGGAGGCGUUCAAAGACGUAAAGUUCAGCAUCAAGUCUGAAUAAUCCACAUCGCCAUUUGUUGUGUUUCUCGGGGUAUAGUUGAAGAAAAGCAGUAUUGCAAUUAUGAGUGACAGUCUCACCAAUGGGACACACAGCAAAAAGCCUCUGCUGUCGGACCCUCAGCUUUUCGAAGACCAUUUUGACGAGCUGGUAGCGGAGCUCACAGAGAGGGACCUCAAGGAUCCAGCCCUGGCAGACGCCAUGAACAGACUGAGAGAGGUUUUAGUCUAUAAUACCCCGGGAGGGAAGAGGAACCGGGGUCUGUCUGUCAUUGGCUCGUUGAGAGAACUCGUGCCUCCGAGCCAGCUUACCCAGGAGGCUGUGCAGCGGGCUCUAGUGGUGGGCUGGUGCGUUGAAUUGCUUCAGGGUUUUUUUCUAAUCGCUGAUGACAUCAUGGAUGCAUCUAUGAUCCGGAGAGGAAAACCUUGCUGGUACAAGAAGGAUGGAGUGGGAUUGGAGGCCAUUAAUGAUUCGUUCCUCGUGGAAAGUUGUAUAUACAGACUUCUGCGGAAGUAUUGCAGAAAGCAGCCGUACUACGUUCAUCUGCUGGAACUCUUUACAGAUACCAGCUUCCUGACAGAACUUGGCCAGUCUCUGGACCUCAUGACAGCGCAACCAAACGACCUAAGCAGAUUCACUUUGGAGAGGUAUAAAGCGAUUGUCAAGUAUAAGACUGCAUUUUAUUCGUUUCACCUACCAGUGGCUGCUGCUAUGUACAUGGCUGGGAUUGACAGUGAGGAGGAGCACAAUAAUGCGAAAUAUAUCCUACUUGAGAUGGGGGAAUUCUUCCAAAUACAGGAUGAUUAUCUGGACUGCUACGGAGAUCCUGCUGUAAUGGGAAAGAUUGGCUCAGACAUCCAGGACAAUAAGUGCAGCUGGCUGGUGGUCACUGCCCUGGAGGUCAUGACUCCCGAUCAGAGGUCACAGUUGGAGGCAUGUUACGGCCGCUGUGAUGAUGCCAGCGUGGAGAAGGUCAAAGCUCUGUACGACGCUGUUCAGAUUCCAAAGCUGUACCAAAAACAUGAAGAGGAAAGCUACAUGCGGCUUCAGAAGCUCAUUGCACGUCAUGCUCAAAACCUUCCUCAUUCAGUCUUCUUGAACUUUGCUCAGAAAAUCUACAAGAGGAACAAGUGAGGAGAGAAUUGUUUCAUCAGACUGGCUCUAGACUUCCCACAAAUGCACCACAACGGAGCUGAAGCCGCUCCUCUGACUUGACUAAGAAUGAAGUGUUUAGAAAUUUUGCACGCAUUUUUGUCCCAGUCAUUAUCAAAAGUUAUUUUUGUUUGUGUUUGUCUGUGAUCUCUCUCAAAGUUCACCCUCUAUUUAAGUAUAUUUUCAUCCAUUUGAGUGAGCGUCAGUUGAAUUUGAAUGAGAAAAAAAUGAAGAUACAUAUAGAAGAUACAUUCAGUUUCAUCUUCCUACAUAUUUUUAUAUCAUAGCUGUAAACUGUCCUUCAGGAUUUUAAUAAAAACGAUUUGCCUGGUC